UUCUGGGUGCUGCUAGAGAAGCCAAGUUUGUAUAAAUAUCGGAAUCUCUGAACAAUAAAAGAACAGCUUGGAAAGUUAUACAGAUAUUAUACAGGAUACACAGAUUGAUUGAGACUGCAGCCUGACUUCUGGAGCUCCAGCCUGCUGGUUUUGCUUCAGAAAUAUGGACCUCAGUGUAGCAAGCGUUCUACUACUUGUGGUACUGGCUGAGACCACCCCUGAGAGAUACUAUCAUGUUAAGAAACAGUCUUUUCCUACAAAAUCCCACACUGUUGCUAGUCAACCUGGUAUUCCAGGAUCCCCAGGUGAACCUGGUCCGCCUGGUCCCCCCGGCCCAGCAGGAAUACCUGGAAAAAAUGGUUUUGGACAGACUGGACCUAUAGGCCCACCUGGACCACCAGGUCCAGCAGGUUACUCCUCACCAGGAAAACCUGGAAGCCCAGGAAUACCUGGAAAACAAGGGGCAUUAGGAUUUCCAGGUGAGAAGGGACAUCCAGGGCCUCCAGGACCACAAGGGGCAAGAGGAGCAUCAGGACCACCUGGAACCCAUGGGCCUGCUGGCAUUUCCGCUCCUGGAAAACCUGGACCACACGGUCUUCCUGGUGGAAUGGGCCCACGUGGAAUACCAGGCCUAAUAGGGCAGCCUGGAAUUCCUGGUGUGCCAGGCCAGAAAGGAGAACCCGGCCAUGGUAUUCCAGGGAGAACUGGUGGCCCAGGUUCAGAGGGUCUUCAGGGGACUCCUGGUCAGCCUGGAAUUGGAAAACCUGGACCAGCUGGAUUUUCUGGAGAGCCUGGAAAGCCAGGAAUGCCAGGAAGGGAUGGAAUACCAGGAGCUAUGGGUAUGCAAGGCCAAAAGGGUCACACAGGAGCACCUGGGGUAGGAGCACCAGGAAAACCAGGCCUGAAUGGUGCUCCAGGUUUGCCUGGGCCAGUGGGCCAAAAGGGUCCUCAGGGACCAGCAGGACAACCAGGAGCUCCAGGUCUGACUGGUAAUGGAAAGCCUGGAAUACAUGGACUUCCAGGAGAGAGAGGAGUGCCAGGAAUCCCAGGUCCCACAGGCCAAAGGGGAGAGCCAGGGCAAAAAGGUUACACAGGUCAGCCAGGUGGAACUGGGCAGAAAGGUUCACCAGGUCUGCAGGGUGUUAUGGGUUUCCCAGGAGAGAGGGGAGCACAGGGACCUAAAGGAGAUAAUGGAAUGGGUGGAGUAACAGGCCCUAAAGGUUCAAAAGGUGAACAAGGUGCACAAGGUUUCACAGGAAAGCAAGGUAUUCUAGGUGCAGCAGGUCCCCCAGGCCAGAUGGGUUUUAUGGGACCCCGGGGUCCAAAGGGUGAACCAGGAUUGACCAGUGCUCCAGGUAUUCCAGGCAGAAUGGGACCACCAGGAGAUAAGGGACAUCCUGGGCUUCCAGGGCCACGAGGUGAAAAUGGCGAAAAUGGUAUCCCUGGAGCAAGAGGACCAGCAGGCCAAGUGGGACUGGCCGGUCCACCGGGGCUUAAGGGACAUCCAGGACCCCCUGGCCCAACAGGUCUUACAGCAAAGGGAAGUUCUGGACCUCAGGGUCCUCAUGGUAUACCUGGUGCCAGAGGUCAGGAUGGUCUCCCAGGCCUUCCAGGUCCUCCUGGACUACCUGGUCACCCAGGCGAGAUUAUGUACUACAAUGACAAAAGCAUGCCUAUUAAGUCUCGUAAGAUGCCAAUGCCUGUUAGUCAUGAACUGAUUAAGGUACCCAUGUCAGCAUUUACAGCACUUCUUACCACUGCAUAUCCCAAUCCUGGAACACCAAUCAUAUUUAACCAGAUAGUCUACAAUGGAGAGAACCACUAUAAUCCAAACACCGGCAUGUUUACCUGUCAAGUUCCAGGACUGUACUACUUUUCCUUCCAUAUACAUGUCAAUGGAGCAAAUGCAUUAGUAGCACUUUAUAAAAAUACAGAACCAGUCAUGUUCUCUUAUGAUGAGUACAACAAGGGUUUUCUUGAUCAGAUGUCUGGUAGUGCCAUCCUUAUGCUACAUGCCUAUGACACUGUGUACAUUCAGGUUUCAGAUGAUCAGUCAAAUGGCAUUUAUGCUGAUGAAAAUGUUCACUGUUCCUUUUCUGGUUUCUUGAUUGCCUCAACAUAAUUUUUUCUCGAUUGGAGUUUUAGGUUCCUCGCCACCAUUUGCAUACUGUUUUGCACUAUUUGCCUGGCCAGGGGGGCUGCUUUAGAAUUUUAAAGUUUUACUUAAUUAAUAUUGCAUAUAGGAAUUUAUAGUCUGUUUAAUAUUUGACCUGUGUUUCUCUCUGCUGUAUCUUAAAUGAGUGCUUUCACUGUGCAUGCGUGCCUGCGUGUGUGUGUUCAUGUUUGUAUAUCCCGGUGGGGACCUAAACCUGAAUGCACACCAACACAUGGGGACUCGUGUCACUGUGGGGACCAAAAUUGAGGUCCUCACGGGCAAAAAAGCUUAUAAAUUGUACAGAACGAUAUUUUUUGAAAAUCUAAAAAUGCACAACGUUUUCUAUGAUCUUUAGGUUUAGGGGUUGGGUUAGGGGUAGGGGAUAAAAUAUACAGUUUGUACAGUAUACAACUCAUUAGGCCUAUGGACUGUUUACUAACUUUAAUUGUUUUGCUUAUAGUCAAUGUUUAUCAUGUACAGCUGUAAAUGUAACAAUGAAAAUU
Molecule: messenger RNA, 2658 nt
Organism: Triplophysa rosa
Lineage: Eukaryota; Metazoa; Chordata; Actinopteri; Cypriniformes; Nemacheilidae
Gene: col10a1b
Product: collagen, type X, alpha 1b
Exons: 3
Coding region: 164-2122 (652 amino acids)
Molecular function (GO): protein binding
Source: RefSeq, a predicted model, not a curated record